Messenger RNA from Penicillium soppii, 1311 nucleotides. RefSeq names its product tRNA methyltransferase TRM7. Bases 1 to 1311 code for a protein of 436 amino acids. Gene Ontology annotation, cellular component: cytoplasm. NCBI's taxonomy places the organism in Eukaryota, Fungi, Ascomycota, Eurotiomycetes, Eurotiales, Aspergillaceae. The transcript has a single exon. Gene Ontology annotation, molecular function: tRNA methyltransferase activity. The record is from RefSeq and is a predicted model, not a curated record. Gene Ontology annotation, biological process: tRNA methylation; cytoplasmic translation.
AUGGGAAAGUCAUCGAAAGACAAGCGCGACGCCUACUAUCGUCUCGCCAAAGAGCAAAAUUGGCGCGCCCGCUCCGCCUUCAAGCUUAUCCAGAUCGACGAGCGAUUCGACCUAUUCGAACACGAGAACCCGGACAAUGUAACGAGAGUCGUUGAUUUGUGCGCUGCUCCCGGAAGUUGGAGUCAAGUACUCAGCCGUGUGUUGAUCAAAGGUGAGAGCUUCGGGCGGCGGGCAUGGCUCGAGAAAAAGCGCCAAGAACAGCAGGGUUUGGCAAGCGCGCAAACGGCAGCUGAAGGCGACAAAAUGGACUGCGAUGAGCCUACUUCCAAUGCCGAAUUGAAGCCUCGGAAAAACGUCAAAAUUGUCUCCAUCGAUCUGCAACCUAUGGCCCCCCUCGAAGGCAUCACAACCCUUAAAGCCGAUAUCACACACCCCUCUACGAUCCCCCUUCUCCUGCGCGCCUUGGACCCCGAAGCAUACGAACAAACCUCCACCCCCUCCGACACUCCUGCUCCAGUACCAGAGGCAAUCCGAGAACCCCACCCCGUCGACUUGGUCAUCUCCGACGGCGCCCCCGAUGUAACUGGCCUCCACGACCUAGACAUCUACAUUCAAUCGCAACUCCUCUACGCAGCCCUCAACUUGGCCAUGGGCGUUCUCCGACCCGGCGGCAAGUUUGUCGCCAAGAUCUUCCGCGGCCGCGACGUUGAUCUCCUCUACGCCCAGCUGCGCACUGUGUUUGAACGCGUCAGCGUCGCAAAGCCACGGAGUAGUCGCGCGAGUAGUUUGGAGGCAUUUAUCGUCUGCGAGGGCUUUAUUCCACCCGUCAGCAACAGCGGAGUGGUCGGCAUGGCCGCAUUGAAGAACCCUCUGUUUGGCGGUUCCGCGGCGCCAGUGCCAGUGUCAGAAGAUGGCAAUGUGGGCGUCGAGGUCCGCGAGGAGAUCGACCAAAAUGCAGAAGCUCGGAACACUGUCGCGAGUACGACUGAAAACACUACGCCUUAUCACUCUACUGAAGUCCGUCAUCUUCAGACCACAACCACAACCACAACCACAUCACAAGACCAACCCCAACCUCAAAAGUUGACCAACAAGUUUGCCGCUGAGAACCGGUGGAUUCCGUCGUUCAUUGCCUGUGGUGAUCUCUCUGCGUGGGAUUCCGAUGCUACCUACACAUUGCCCCCCGACUAUGUGAACCUGGAUCCUAUCCAACCCCCCACUGCACCGCCGUAUCGUCAAGCAUUGGAAUUAAGGAAGCUGAAGAGUGGUGCGUAUGGAAAGACCAAAUUUGGACCCACUGCUCGGGCUUGA